Molecule: messenger RNA, 6365 nt
Organism: Limulus polyphemus (Atlantic horseshoe crab)
Lineage: Eukaryota; Metazoa; Arthropoda; Merostomata; Xiphosura; Limulidae
Product: putative GPI-anchored protein pfl2
Exons: 10
Coding region: 13-4509 (1498 amino acids)
Source: RefSeq, a predicted model, not a curated record
GUUAAGUAUAAGAUGGAACCUCAAAAAUUUUACCUGCGAAUUGUCACUGCCUGUUGUAUUUUUUUCACAACUUUCUCAUUGUAUUUAUUUCCAGUAAUUACUUUAAUUUUUAUUUGUGUAUUAAUUCUUAUUUGGAGUGUAGUUUUGAUCAAGAGAUACCAUAUAUGGAAAAAACAACGCUGUACUCAGUUAAGCCUAACGUUAGGAAAACUCCAGCAGAAAGAUGCCACAAAAAGAACAAGUUCUUCUAGAAUCAGUCAAUCUCCAAGUGGCGAAAAGAGUGAUGAGAAAGAAGGAAGCAGCUUCUCUAAAAAUAUAUUUAACUCUCACCUUUUUGCGCCUUCAUUACAUUUAAAAACAAGAAUAAUUGAACCUUCUUUACGAAGUAGAACUAGUAUUAUUAAUAUUAAUACGAGGCUAGAAAGUAAACCAAAUCUUGUGAAUAGUUCAGUAGGCUUAAGUAUACAUUCUUGUAUUAAUAGUUAUACAACUAGUACUAGUACUAGACAUUUUACUAGUUCCAGCAUAAGUCCUGAUGUAAAAAGUACGCGUAGUUUAACUAGUAGUAGAACAGAACAGAACCCAGUUUCAGCUGAGCUGAUACAAAAUCAAAGUGUUGAUAAACAAAAUUUUAAAACUGUUAACUCAAAAGUUAAUUGUGUUUGGACAAAUUUGAGGCCAGAAAAUCCUGUAAUAUCUCUUGCUGGUCAUUCUAGUCAAACUGAAACUGAAAGGAACAGUUCAGUCUUCUCAGCAAGCCUUUCACAGAUGCCAACAGCUUGGCUAAAACAUUAUAGUAAAUCAGCCAGUCAACCAAUGAAGCCUUUACUUGUGGAUUCAAAAUGCAAACAAGUAAAGAGAAAAUGUGUAAAAAAUGUAGAUAGUUCAUCUGACAAUGAAUUGGGAACACCUAAAACAAUGUACGUUUUGAAAAGGAAUCCUACUGAAACAGCUAUUAAAAGGCGACGCAUAUUUUUGACAAAUCAAAAACGAUAUCCAGUAAAUCAAGAUCACUAUUCUUCAGUUGGUUUGUUUCCAUCUAUACAUUUUCAAAAAAAUCCUCUGGCUUUAUUGGACAGUAGAAAAUCCCCAAUGGCUCAUCGUCCUGUAACGGUAAAGAUUGCUCCUCCUGAUGUUCUGAAGAAUUCUAGCUCUAGAUGGAACUAUUUUUAUGGUGAAUUAUCAAAGAAGUCUCCUCCUAGCCCAUCUCAUUCUAAAAUCAUUAUUGCUGCUUUGCGAGAAAGCAGGAAAAGGUCUUUAAAGGAAAAAGAAAGUGGACAUCCAAAAUGUGAUUUGAAGCGUCAAAAGCAAGACAGUAAAUCUAGUGUUGAAUCGGAUUCAGUCACACACCAUGAAGAAUCUUUGUUUAAUACAUUGUCAGAUGAAUAUAUGGCAACAUCAACUGUGCAGCAUCCAUCUACCUCCAUGAAACGACCUGUAACUCUAGAUGUUAAUGCAACACAGUCUGUUUCAACCUUGAAAAGACAAAAGAACAAUGCUAUCUUUAGCUCUUAUAGUUCUAGUAGGAGCAUAACUCGACAGAAGAUUAAUGAAACCUCAGAAUCUUCAGUGGAGGGAAAACUCCAGGAAGUAUCUAGAAUGAGCUUUACACAACAGAAAAUAAGUGAGAUGGCUGGAAUAGAAACAAGACAAGACAGUUCUCCAAGUUUCCCUAAGGUUCAGAAUGAAGAUGAAGUAGAGGGAUUAAAAAAGAGGAUACAAGAGGAAAGAGCCAGCAUAUCUCUCAUCUGUAGCAGGAAUGAGGAACAAGCUGCAAAGUAUAAACCCUUGGGUUACCUUAAAGCAUCAUCUGCUGUUCAGGUUGCUUCAAUGCCAGAACAUCUUUCUACAUUAGAAGAGCAUGAACGAGAUUCAGAAAUGGAAGAAAAAAGAUUGCAAAAACUUUUGCAAGAUGUUCAGGAUGUUUUUAAAGAAAAAUCUACACAAGACCCAAAGGUGAAGUCCUUGGAUAGUUCAGUACAAGUAUCUCUCAACACAUCUUCAUUGCCUUUUUCUUUAUCACUGGAUUCAUUCACUUCAAGUAGACUCUCCAUGCAGUCCAAAACUCAUAUGCCCAUUGAUGUUACGUUAGCCAUAAAUGAUAGUGAAAAUGUUCCUUCAGUGGAGACUGAGAAGUCAAGUAAUGCAGAAGACACUAAAGCUAAAAUGCUAACAAGUAAGACCUUGUUUCUUCAUAAUGCUGACAGGAAACUAUGUGAUGUAGUGACUAGUGUUCAUGACUCGAUAAACUCUAAUUCAGUUGUGGGUACAAGUUCUUCCACCCCUAGUUCCAGUUCAGUAGUGGCACAGAAUACUUCACUUAUAUGUGUAACUGCAUUUACUAGUUCUGAGAAAGGAGCUAUUCAACUGCAUAACAGUAAUGUAUAUCCUACUACAUCAGUUCUGUCAUCGUCUAUACUAAAUAAUGUUACUUCAAGUUUCACAACUACAAGACCCACAAUUCCUGACUUUGCAGGAGAAUUUCAGUUUGGUUCUUCUGCCCAAUUUUGUAUGAAUACAGGAAUAGUUACAAAUUCUGCUGAAAGCUAUCAGUUUGGUUCUUUGAAACAAAUAACAAAUACUGAUGGAGAUGUGCAAUUUGAUUCUUCUGAACUAUGUAGUGUAACCCCAACAACUACAAGCUCUACUGGAGGAUUUCACCUUGGUUCUUCUGUACCAACUAAUAUUAUCUCAGCAAGUACAAACUCCUCUGGAGGAUUUCACCUUGGUUCUUCUGUACCAACUAAUGUUAUCUCAGCAAGUACAAACUCCUCUGGGGGGUUUCAGUUUGGUUCUUCUGUACCAUCUUGUGUUACCCCAGCAAGUACAAACUCCACUGGGGGGUUUCAGUUUGGUUCUUCUGUACCAUCAUGUGUUACCCCAGCAAGUACAAACCCCACUGGAGGGUUUCAGUUUGGUUCUUCUAUACCAUCAUGUGUUACCCCAGCAAGUACAAACCCCGCUGGAGGGUUUCAGUUUGGUUUUUCUGUACCAUCUAGUGUUACCCCAGUAAGUACAAGUCCCACUGGAGGGUUUCAGUUUGGUUCUUCUGUGCCAUCUAAUAUUACCCCAGCAAGUACAAGCCCCACCGGAGGGUUUCAGUUUGGUUCUUCUGUACCAUCUAGUGUUACCCCAGCAAGUACAAGUCCCACUGGAGGGUUUCAGUUUGGUUCUUCUAUGCCAUCUAAUAUUACCUCAAUAAGCACAAGCUCCACUGGAGGGUUUCAGUUUGGUUCUUCUGUAUCAUCUAUUGGUACCUCAACAACUACAACAUUUGUUGGAGGGUUUCAUUGUAGCUCUUCUGUACCAUCUAGUGUUAUCUCAGCAACAAGAAGAUCUACUGGAGAAUUUCAGUUUUCUUCUAUACCAUACAGUGUUACCCCAACAGCUACAACCUCUGCUGGAAAGUUUCAGUUUGGUUCUUCUAUAUCUCCUAGUGUCACCUCAACAACUACAAACUCUACUGGAGGGUUUCAGUUUGGUUCUUCUAUAUCUCCUAGUGUCACCUCAACAACUACAAACUCUACUGGAGGGUUUCAGUUUGGUUCUUAUGUACCACUUAGUGUUACCACAACAACUAAAAGUUGUGCUGAAGAGUUUCAAUGUGCCUCAUCUUUACCAGCAACUACUAUUUCUGUUGGAAGUUUUAUAUUUGGUUCUGCCAUACCUUCUAACAUUUCCUCAACAAAUACAACACAAGCUGGAGGGUUUCAGCUCAAGUUUGGAAAUGGCUCAAACGCUCCCUCAUUGCAACCUACUUCAGAAGCUGCUUUAGUAGGAAGGUCUAAGUAUGCAUUAGGAACAUCAACAGCCACUUCUGCAAAUAACCAAUCUUCCAGUCAGUUGGGAAAGACAAAUUCAAGUAUGUUUUUAAGCCCAAAUACUUCUCACAACCCAACAAAUGAAAAAACUUGUACUCCUACAUUACAGAAAAUGUUUGAUCAAACCAACCAGAUCCAAGUCCAAGGUAUCUUUGGUACAACUUCGUUUUCAACUGGAGGAUUCAAUAGUGAAACAGGUUCCUCAUUUCAAAAUUCAAGCGCAUUAUUUGGAAUUGAUUCCCAAUCUUCUGCUGGCUCACCUGGACAGAAUCUAGCUUUAGGAGUAGCUAAUCCAAACUCAUGUGGAUCAAGUAACAACACACAACAAACAUACUUUGGAGCUAACAUACAUUGUUUUGAAGAAGUAUUUGGCCAUAGUUCUCAUCAGUCAACUCCAUUCAGUCAGUCAAACUUUCAGCAAGUAAUACCUAGUUCUCUUCAGUAUGAACCAGGAAGUAAGAAUACAUUAAAGUCCACAGAAAUGUUUAAUUUUUCUUCUGUCUCACAAGGAGCAACUUUCAACUUCUCUGCUAAACCAAACCAGAAAUUUAGGGACAUUCCAACUGUUGCCACUUUUGGAAACCAUGGCUCAAGACCUGGAACACCACAAGGUGGAGCUCUGUUCUCUGUUGGAGCCAACUCUAGAAAUGACAGAAGAUUGGCUCGAAGACGUCAACAAAAGAGGUGAAGAUAUACAUGUGACUCAAAAAUUUUAUAAAGUUACAAGUGAAAGAAGCCAUUAGAGAAGUGCAUGAUAGGUUCCUUGAUGAAUGAUAUAAAGUCAAAUUCAAUUAUUAUUAUACUUCAGAGACUGAGUUAUAGAAAAUCUUACUAAUUUCAUUCUACUUACCAGCUUUAUUUUUGGCAUUUAUGGAGAAAUCUUAACAUACCAGUCAUUGUCAAAAACAACUUACUGUGUUAAGUGUGGUUGUGGAAAAGUCAUUUUACUUUGUGAACUCAUCUCUUGUAUAAAUUUAUGUUUUACAAUGCACAGCUAAAUAAUGCUUCACUCUAAAUUGUUGUUGAUUAAUUAGUGAAAUUGCACAGUGAAAUUUGUAUUAUGUCAGGUGACAACUUGAUUGUCAUCGUUCAUGAGAGUGGCAGACCAGACAUGUACAGCAAGAUAUUUGUAGAAUUGUGAUUAUAAAAAAAAAAACAUCAUCAUUGUUAAUUUAGAAUAAAAUGCUUGUGUUGAACUCUGGAUUUAGUGAAGGGUCUUGCAGUGUGCUUUAUAUCACUUUUUAAAAUAAAUAUUGUUUGCUACAAAACAUUUCAGUUUGAUCAUUUCUGUCAAAAUGUUGAAAGUAUUGUGAAAGAUGGUUACUUGUAAAGUGCCAAAAACAUUGAAGUGUUUUUUGUAUUUAAACUUUGGCAUUGUAUUUAUGUUUCUAUAUAUUUACCUGGAUCCUUAAAUUUAAAGUAUUGAAUUUAGAACAGUCUUAUCAGGCUUAUACAUUGUCAAAACUUAAGAUUGAAGUCAACAUUCAUUAAUAUAUGAUCAUAACACAACUUUUUCAUCCUUGGGGGUUGAUUUGCGUUGAAUCUUGAUAACCAUCUUUAACACUUUUAGUAGUGGUAAGUCUAGUCAAAAUAUAAUAUAGUGUUACAUAUGGCCAAUCUUUAAUUAUAAAACCAGUUAAUUAUGUGCAUAAGAAUGAAUACAGGUCAUUAGUGAAAGUAGUUAUGUUCCAUUUCAUAAUCUUAACUUUGUCUUGGUCUUCUAAAGUAAACUGUUAGGUUGGAUUAUUUGUGAUAUUUUAUUAAAUUGUUACUUCUUGAAUCAACAGAAUUUAAAAUAUUACUCGUAGUGUUAAGCACUAGUGAAUAACUAAAACUUAGUGUCACUUUAGAUUUUUCUUUUAUUGAAGACAUUUAACUAUAUAUAAAAACAAAGAAGGACCAAUAUUGUAUGUUAAUUUCUUUCUCUGAUAGUUUGCUAAUAUGAAGAAAGAUUGUAAAGCAGAAGCAUUAUCAGUUAUAUGCCAUUUUACUGGAACAAGAUGUUUUUAUUGAGCAACAUAAUUUUUAAAUAUGGCAUUACUGUCUGUUGUUACUGGUCAGUAAUCAGUAUGAAUGAAUAUUAGCAAACAGUAUGUGUCAAGGAAGAGCUUUGCAUAAGAAAAAGGAGCUAAACUUUAAGCUUGUCACUGACCGUCCAAGUUUGUAAAACUUACUGUAUUGUUUUUAUACUUGUCAAGCUUCUUUAUCAAAUGCAAAGCUUUUGCUCCCUUAAAUAAUCACUGUAAUUAUGUAUCAUAAAACAUUGAGCAUCAUGUUGACUCAGUGUGGAUGAGUGUUUCAUUGACAAAUAUUAGUAGAAGAUGAAGCUGUAUUUAUAUCAUUUCAAGCAUUUUUUUCUUUAGCCAAAAAUAUAUUUAUAAAUAUUUUAAUGAAUGCUUCAUUUAAAUUUCUGUGAUCUGUAUUCUGUGUUUUAUAUUUAAGAAGUGAUGUAAUGUAGUGUUGGAAUUGAACUUUAAUGAUUUCAGUUUUAAAAAAGUAGGAAUAUAUAGGAGAAGAAGCCGAUGUCAAAAAAUGUGGCCAUAA